Messenger RNA from Rhododendron vialii, 2639 nucleotides. RefSeq lists its product as uncharacterized. Gene Ontology annotation, cellular component: Golgi apparatus. The record is from RefSeq and is a predicted model, not a curated record. Bases 246 to 2438 code for a protein of 730 amino acids. The transcript is spliced from 18 exons. Gene Ontology annotation, biological process: Golgi organization. NCBI's taxonomy places the organism in Eukaryota, Viridiplantae, Streptophyta, Magnoliopsida, Ericales, Ericaceae.
ACACACACACACACAUCCUGCGUUCUGAAGCAUCCCCUUCGUCUUCUUCUUCUCUCUCUCUCUCUCUCCUCCCGACUUCUUCCUCACCAGGCAUCGAACAAUACCUCCGACCUCCGCGUCAUCACCCUCUGAAUCUCUUCAUUUCGCAAUGCCAUUAUCAACGGCGAUCGAUUGACUCUCUCCUCAAAUUACACAGAGAGAAACUCGCGGAGAGAGAGAGAGGUCGCUUCGUGCGUGGUUUAUAAAUGGGGGCCGUGCCAUCGACGCCGCGGUGGGGCAGCGGCGGUGCCGCCGCGUGGCCGCCGGACACGGCGGAGUACCUGAUCGGGACGUUCGUCGGCGAGAAAUCGUUCCCUCUCGGCUCCGACUACUGGCAGAAACUGCUCGAGCUUCCUCUUAGCCUGCACUGGCCGUCGCAGCGCGUUGAUCACGCUUGCCAGGUCCUCGCACAGAAUAACUGUUACACAAGGCACCUAUCAAAGAUUUUGAUUAACUUAGCGUGGUGUUUGCAAGAGUGUGUUUCUACUUCUGGUGUGCCACCAUCUUCUUAUACGAAGGCUAUUAAUGCAACAUACAUCUCAUCCGUAUUUCUGAAGUACUUGAUUGAAAAUGCCAAAACUGACACUUUUGAGGAGUUGUGCUUGUCCCUAGACCAGAGUGAAGCAGUGCCGAGUAAUUUCUCACAAGAUGAAAACAUUGGAAGUCUUGUUAUGCGAAGUGCGCUUAGCUUCAUUGGCAAAGUAGACGUAAGCCCCAAAACCUAUCUCUUACAUCACGAACUGCUUAACUUCAUGCUUGUGGCCAUGUCGACUCAGCUUCUUUCUGGGCCAUCUCCUGAGCCAAAGGAUUUUCACCCAUUUAUUGAUGCAGCAAUGGUUCAGGAAACUUCUUUGGUUGGUUUGGUUGUUCGGAAACUUCUGUUUAAUUACAUCUCCCGGCCUCGCUUCACAUCAAAUGCUGCCUCUUAUGACGUGUUUUCUGAAGGAAAUCAACCAGGUGUUCUUCAGAGAGUUAGUUCUGCAGCUGCAAGUUUUGUGCUAUUGCCAUUUAGUUUCUUUGUCAGUUCGAGUGGUGAAGCUACUAGAAAUCCAUUGGUAUACAGCAGUCUGCAUGUGUUACUUAUUCUCAUUCAUUACCGUAAAUGUGUUUUGGAGACUGUUAAAGAUAGAAGUGAUGACAGUGCCAGUUCACUUCCCAAAGAAAAUUCAUAUUUUUCUGAAAACCCCUACUACAAGGCCUUGGAAAAUGCCAAGGAUGUCGACUUUGAUCGCAUCGAUAUUGAGGGGAAUGCACACAGUGGCCCUCUUGUGAGAUUACCUUUUGCUUCCCUCUUUGAUACUCUUGGCAUGUACUUGGCUGAUGAGACUGCUGUCUUGUUGCUUUACUCAUUGGUGCAUGGGAACUCAGAUUUUCUAGAGUAUGUUUUGGUGCGAACAGAUUUGGACACGCUGUUGAUGCCCUUGCUGGAAACACUGUAUAAUGCUCCAAAGAGGUCAUCCAAUCAAAUCUACAUGGUGCUGAUUAUCCUCCUAAUACUAAGUCAAGACUCCUCUUUCAAUGCCAGCAUUCACAAGCUGAUAUUGCCUAGUGUUCCAUGGUACCAAGAACGCCUCCUCCAUCAAACGUCUCUUGGUUCCUUGAUGGUCAUAAUUCUGAUAAGAACCGUCAAGUACAACCUAUCCAAGCUCCGAGAUGUUUAUCUCCACACAAACUGUCUCGCAACUUUGGCCAACAUGGCACCGCAUGUUCACCGUUUGAAUGCAUAUGCAUCGCAGAGACUUGUUAGCCUUUUUGAUAUGCUGUCCCGCAAGUACUCCAAAUUAGCGGAGCUGAAAAGCAAUAAGAUACAAAUAGGUAACAGUGAAUCAAGAGGAGACAACCUUCCAGAAGAUAUGUCAACAGAAUUGCAUAUCUAUACUGAUUUCCUGAGAAUCGUUCUGGAAAUAUUGAAUGCUAUUCUGACUUAUGCUCUGCCACGUAAUCCUGAGGUUGUAUAUGCGAUUAUGCACAGACAGGAGGUCUUUCAGCCUUACAAGAAUCAUCCGCGCUUUAACGAGCUGCUUGAGAACAUUUUUAACGUCUUAGAUUUUUUCAAUAGCCGCAUGGAUGCCCAAAGAACGGAUGGCGAAUGGUCAGUGGAGAAAGUCCUCCAAGUGAUAAUCAUCAAUUGUCGAUCUUGGCGGGGUGAAGGCAUGAAGAUGUUCACUCAGUUGCACUUUACAUACGAACAAGAAAGCCAUCCCGAGGAGUUCUUCAUUCCUUAUGUGUGGCAGCUUGCUUUAUCUCGCAGCGUAAUCAGUUUUGAUCCCAGUAGCAUAAACCUGUUCCCUGUUGAUCUGCCUGCAGAAGAUAAUUAUCUGGGAGAAGAAGCCGACAAGGAUCAAAACGGCGAGCUGAAUGGGCAUCCUGUUCGCAUUGACCUAUCAGAACUGCAAUAGUGUGAAUCCCACCUGAAAUCGAUCAGGUUUCUCAGUGAAUAUGUAUAUAUAUAAAUGAUAUAUACGAUGUAUUCUUCUCAUUCUUUCAUGUUCAUACGCCUAAGAGACUGCAGAUGACCCCUUUUUUUGUGUAUAGUUGAACUUGAAUGUAUCACGACCGGUCACAAAUAAGAGAGGUUACCUCAAAAUCCAGUUUUCCUA